AUGGAGGAAGAAGGCACUCUAAUACAAGGAGAUGGCUCCUACGGCCUUUACAUCAGAGAACAAUCAACAUCUAGCAUCCCACUAGUUCUGGUGACUGAAAAUCAAAAUAAGUCUUUUUAUAAACUUGCAAUGGAAGCAGGAGUUCCUGAAAUCAGCAUACAUAUGCCUGCAAUUUGCCGUAUCUGUUUCGAUGAGGAUGUCAAAGCUGAGCAGAUGUAUUCUGUUGCUUUAUGUGGUCACCAAUUCUGUGUGGAUUGCGUUAAACAACAUAUAGAAUCGAGGCUACUCGAGGGAUGUGUACCGAGAUGUCCUCAUGAUCAAUGCGAGUAUAAGCUAACAUUUAGAAGCUGUGCUAAUCUUUUGACACCUAAAACUAAAAGCGAUAGCUCUAUAUAUCUUCUACUCAAGACACUCAAGUUAGGAGAUGUUGUGUCAAAUGCGGUGAACCCUUUUGCAUCAACUGCAAAGUUCCAUGGCAUAGUGACUUGUCAUGCGGUGAUUACAAGAGGUGUGGCUAUUCGUUUUGCUACACAUGUGGUGCCGAAUGGAAGCAAGGAGGUUGCACUCACCGCUUAG
Messenger RNA from Arabidopsis thaliana (thale cress), 576 nucleotides. RefSeq names its product RING/U-box superfamily protein. The coding region runs from base 1 to 576 and encodes 191 amino acids. Lineage: Eukaryota; Viridiplantae; Streptophyta; Magnoliopsida; Brassicales; Brassicaceae. Gene Ontology annotation, biological process: protein ubiquitination. The transcript has 3 exons. Gene Ontology annotation, molecular function: ubiquitin protein ligase activity; metal ion binding; ubiquitin-protein transferase activity. The record is from RefSeq and is marked reviewed.